Lolium rigidum is the source of this 957-nucleotide messenger RNA. Its product is annotated as xyloglucan endotransglucosylase protein 6-like. Gene Ontology annotation, cellular component: cell wall; apoplast. Gene Ontology annotation, biological process: cell wall biogenesis; xyloglucan metabolic process. Lineage: Eukaryota; Viridiplantae; Streptophyta; Magnoliopsida; Poales; Poaceae. The coding region runs from base 1 to 957 and encodes 318 amino acids. Gene Ontology annotation, molecular function: xyloglucan:xyloglucosyl transferase activity; hydrolase activity, hydrolyzing O-glycosyl compounds. The record is from RefSeq and is a predicted model, not a curated record. The transcript is spliced from 3 exons.
AUGGCAUCGUUGAAGAAGGGCGUCCUGGCCGCGGCGUUCGUGGUUGCGUUGGUGUUCGCCGUGGCGGCGGUGGCGGUGGCGGCGAGCAAGUUCGACGGUGUGGUGCAGCCGAGCUGGGCCAACGACCACGUCGUCUACGAGGGCGACCUCCUCAAGCUCCGACUCGACAGCUCCUCAGGCGGGGGAUUCGCGAGCAAGAACAGGUUCCUGUAUGGCAAGGCCACCGCCGAUUUGAAGCUUGUGCCUGGGGACUCCGCCGGCGUCGUCACGGCUUUCUAUCUGUCGUCUGCCGGGGACAAGCACAACGAGUUCGACUUCGAGUUCCUGGGCAACGUCACCGGCGAGCCCUACCUGGUGCAGACCAACCUCUACAUCGACGGCGUCGGCAACCGGGAGCAGCGCAUCGACCUCUGGUUCGACCCCACCACCGACUUCCACACAUACUCCGUGCUCUGGAACCCCAGCCAGGUCGUCUUCCUCGUCGACGACACGCCCAUCCGCGUCUACGAGAACAAGACCGCCACCACCAAGGGCCACCACCACCACCGCAACGGGACGAACACCACCACCUCCUCCGCGGACAUCGCUUUCCCGUCCCCGCAGCCCAUGGCGGUGUACAGCUCCAUCUGGAACGCGGACGACUGGGCCACCCGCGGGGGGCUCGUCAAGACGGACUGGUCCCACGCGCCCUUCGUCGCCACCUUCCGGGACGUCAGCGUCGAGGGCUGCGCCUGGGCGCCCGACGCCGCCGACUCCGACGCCGGCGAGGUGGCGCGAUGCACGGGCACCCAGUGGGGCAAGGAGGGCAGGUACUGGUGGAAGGAGAAGGACAUGCAGGAGCUCUCCGUGCACCAGACGCACCAGCUCGUCUGGGCGCGCGCGCACCACCUCGUCUACGACUACUGCGUCGACACCGACCGGUUCCCAGUCCAGCCGCCAGAGUGCGCUGGCCGCUGA